Molecule: messenger RNA, 959 nt
Organism: Bactrocera neohumeralis
Lineage: Eukaryota; Metazoa; Arthropoda; Insecta; Diptera; Tephritidae
Product: myb/SANT-like DNA-binding domain-containing protein 1
Exons: 4
Coding region: 324-959 (211 amino acids)
Biological process (GO): positive regulation of DNA-templated transcription
Cellular component (GO): nuclear body
Source: RefSeq, a predicted model, not a curated record
UACCAUGUUCAGACCGACACUUAAUCACACGAUUUCGGCUGUUGAAUGGAUUAUCCCACUAAUCUUAAAAAUUUAUCAAGAUUUCGCCAUACAAAAAUGACAGUUCCAAAUCACUUCAUUGAAAUGAUUUGAAACUGAUCCACGCUAAAUCUCUCUGUGCGACUCUGAUUUUGCGCAAUCUACUUGUCAGCACUGGAAAUUUUUACAUUAUCACAGCUGAUGCUGAAUGCUGAAUGUAAACAAACAAGACAAAGAAGACAAAAAAAUAAAACUAAAAAUUUCCGUUGAUCAAUCAAAUCAAAUUACAAAGUAAAAAAAAAAAUAUGGAAAAAACUCAAAAAAAGAAACGAGUUAUGUGGAGUGAGGCUGCCGAGGCCGACUUAAUCGAGGUGUGGCAACAAAAAAUGCCAGAGCUGCGAUCAACGCGGAAAAAUAACCACAUAUACGAGGAAAUGUCCUGUACGAUGCUUUUGGCUGGACACGAAUAUACGUCCAUUGAAAUUAAAAUUAAAUUGCACAAUUUUACCAACAAAUACAGACAAGAAAAGCAGAAAAUUGGCCCAUCGGGUGGCUCCCCUAGUCGGUGGAAAUAUUAUGAGGCGGUCCACCAAGCAGUAGGUGGUUUCAAAAGUUUUUGUUCCGACGAACUUGUAGAGGAUAGCAUUGUGGUUGACAUGGAACCAAUUUAUAUUGAGGACGAUACAGAAGGAGAGCCGCCGCUCCCAAGCCCAAGCGAUGGACCUUCUACGUCGCGUGGUUGCGCUCGGCCAUCGUCAAGCGAUGCUGCAAGAAAGAAAAAAUCAACAAUAACAAUAAUGGAGGAAAUGAAGGAUGACUUAAUAAAGGCGACUGAGGCGAUGAAGGAAUCCGAUGAAAAGGAAGCGAUGAAAAGCAGACGUCUUCUGGCAACUGCCGAGAUUCGUUUUCGAUUUGUUGUGCUGCAAUCCACUUUUCGUUAA